Australozyma saopauloensis is the source of this 1932-nucleotide messenger RNA. RefSeq lists its product as uncharacterized. Lineage: Eukaryota; Fungi; Ascomycota; Pichiomycetes; Serinales; Metschnikowiaceae. The coding region runs from base 1 to 1932 and encodes 643 amino acids. The record is from RefSeq and is a predicted model, not a curated record. Gene Ontology annotation, molecular function: phosphatidylinositol binding. The transcript has a single exon.
AUGUCUCAACAAGGCUCCAGACGAGGAUCCGCAAUAUUCGAGGAGGAGGACAAUAGUCCUUUCCCGCAAACACAAAUUUCGGAACUCAUCAAAAGCCCCAACUUUCCUGAAGCUAAUGCGUCCGCAGAGGCUGGGUCCAAUAGUUCGGUUUCGGGAGCCGGGGUGGAUCAGCGUGAAGCUUCUGGACUUAUCCAGUCAUUGAGCGCACAAUCUGAUUUGAGGGAUUCUGAGGAUAAGUCAGACGAGCCCGACGAUCAGGAUCUUAUAUUGUUCAAUAGUGAGCGCGACAAUUAUAACGCAGUGAAUAUAAACCACGAAAGCAGAGUGGUCAAGAUUCUUUCUUCUGAAAGUCCGGUGGAGAUACAAAUAAGUGAGGCUGGUAAGUCAAACGAAGGGAUGGCCAACUCCCUGAAAAAGUAUAUUGUCUACACAAUCAAACUAAUACAGUCUGACGGCAUCAAAGAGGAGAUCCAGACCCGCAGGCGCUAUUCUGACUUUGAAAGCCUACGAGACAUACUUAACAAAAUCUUUCCGUUGAUUGUAAUACCUCCCAUACCUCCUAAGAACUACUUUGCGCUCAACGUAUGGAAUGGAUUGGUGGGAAGCAAUGGUGCAGCUUCCCCUACAGGCCCUCCAGAGAAUCUGAAUACUGAAGGAACUCUGAUUGCUGGAGGCCUCAAUGCCUACUCCUAUAUUAAUUCAAAGUACUUGAACAAAGGACGUCUAGUUGAGCACAGGAAGCGCCUUCUUGCAAACUUUCUCAACAAUUGCCUACGCAUCAGACAGAUCCGCAAUUUGGGGUUUUUUGCUAAAUUUUUAGACCCCACUGCAAACUGGUCUGAUGAGGUUUCUCUUAUUCUGGGUCAGCUACCUAAGCUGAUCUAUCAACUGAACCCCGAGAAUGGCCUCAAGACAGAGGCAAUUUAUAAGGAUCUUCCUCUUCCCGUUUCUCAGAACGCUUUGGGGUUGUCGUUUCUGAAGGCAAGCAAAUUUGCACAAAAAACGUCUCAGAUGCUCGGUAAUGCUACCUCAGAUAUUGUGAACGCUGCUAGUGCUUCAACUACGGAAUCAACGCAAUCUAAAGAAUCUUCUCCUGACUCAGUUGUACCGACUGACCAGGUAAUGCGGCCAUCUGAUUUAGAUGAAAUCAACAAGAAAAUUAUGGGCAAUCUUUUGGGGCUAUCCAACGAUUAUGUUGAACUCGGUGUGGUUUUGAAUCUGAUAUCCCUAGGUGUUGUUGAAUCCUCCAAGGCUAAAGACGUAAAAGACUCCGAUCUGGAAGAUACUACUAAAUUGGACUUUAUCUUUGACAAAAUUGGAAUGGCCUUUGAUAGGUCUUACCUCACACUCAACUCACUAAUGAGUGAGCUUGAGACGAAGUUCUCGGAACCAUUGGGCGAGGCGGUUCAAUAUAGUUCAGUCCUCAAUUCCGUUAAGAAAUUCAAGGAAAAGAAAUUAAAGCAACAGAGCCUAAUUGAGGUUGAGCUCAAAGAUAAACGGAAGGAUCUUUCUGAUAAGAUGAGAUCAGAAUUAGACGCUACCAAGCGUGACCAAGAAAACACUCCAACAAAUAAGGGCGAAAGAGAGAGUUGGUCAAAAGGCGGAUUUAUGUCGAAGAUGAGCUCUUUGAAGAAAAUUACAGAUUAUGUUUCAACUAUGAUCGAUCAAACUCCUGAAUUGACACGGAAGGAGAAAAUCACUCAGCUUCAGAAGCGAAUUGUGGUUCUAGAGAAAUGUCAAAACAUCAUGAUGGAAGAUCUCGCGUACAUCACUUGUGAGCUUGAUAGAAACCAGGGUAUCUUCAAACAAAAGGAGUUAAUAACAAUUCUCCUGAUACUACGAAGCUACAACCAGGUAUUUGUUUCCUGGGCUCGCAAAAAUCUAGAGAUCUGGGAAGAGAUCAGAGAAGAGAUUGAAAAAACUGAGUUUUAA